GCUUCGAUUCUCAAGGAUCACACACCCGCCUUGGAAGCAAUGGCCGAUGAAGUGACCCUCCUGGACUUCUGGCCGAGCAUGUUCGGGAUGAGGUGCCGAGUAGCGCUGACCGAGAAAGGGGUUGAGUGCGAGUACAAGGACGAGGACUUAUGGAACAAGAGCGAGCUCCUCCUUCAGAUGAACCCAGUCCACAAGAAAAUACCCGUCCUUGUCCACAACGGCAAGCCGGUGUGCGAGUCCCUCAUCAUUGUGGAGUACAUAGACGAGACCUGGAGUCACAAGGCCCCUCUCUUGUCAUCCGACCCUUAUGAUCGAGCCCGAGCCAGAUUCUGGGCUGAUUUCGCCGACACGAAGUUCUUCGAUCUAGGGAUGAAGGUGUUGAUGACGAAAGGGGAAGAACAAGAGGCUGCAAACAAGGGGUUCAUCGAAAGCCUGCAACGAUUAGAAAGUGAGCUUGGAGACGAGCCUUUCUUCAGGGGCAGUAAGUUUGGGUUCUUGGACAUAGUGUUCAUUAGCGUCUACUGCUUGUUCUACUCCUACGAAACGUGUGGCAACUUCAGCAUCGAAGCGGAGUGUCCGAAGCUCGUUGUGUGGGCCAAGAGGUGCAUGGAGAAGGAGAGCGUAUCCAAAUCUCUCCCUGACCCUCGAGAGGUGUAUGGCAUCAUCUUGGAGCGCAGGAAAGCAGUGGGCAUAGAGUAG
Syzygium oleosum is the source of this 699-nucleotide messenger RNA. Its product is annotated as probable glutathione S-transferase. Gene Ontology annotation, cellular component: cytoplasm. The record is from RefSeq and is a predicted model, not a curated record. The coding region runs from base 40 to 699 and encodes 219 amino acids. Gene Ontology annotation, molecular function: glutathione transferase activity. The transcript has 2 exons. Gene Ontology annotation, biological process: glutathione metabolic process. Lineage: Eukaryota; Viridiplantae; Streptophyta; Magnoliopsida; Myrtales; Myrtaceae.